AUGUCGUCUCCUACGAAAAGCAUCGGGUGCGACGUGACCAAGGCGCCAUCACCGCCUAUGAACUUCCCAGUAUCAGGCUUUCCUAUUAUUCCUGACGGACAGCGCUGGGAGGAAGAAAACUACGAGCUCUUUAAACCGGGUUAUUACUAUCCAGUAAAUAUUGGCGAUGUUCUUGUAUCUAAGUACCAAAUUGUUGGUAAACUGGGUUGGGGAAGUACCUCUACUGUCUGGCUAGCCCGCGACCUUGAAGCACAUCAGUAUGUGACUUUAAAGAUAUACGCUCAAAAUGAGGAGAUAGUAAACGAAUUUGGAAUCUAUCAGUACUUGGAAAGAAUCGCAUCCAAAUCGACAUACCCUGGUAGACAAAAUGUCCGAACCGCCAUCGGCACCUUCGUCAUUCCACGGCCAGGAGGCGAUCAUGAAUGUCUUGUACAGCCGGCAACUUGGGAGAGCUGGCGCGAUCUUUUAUAUCGGAUUCCGAGCGGAGUCUUCAACGAGGAACUUCUCAAAUUAUCGCUCAAGCAACUUCUCCUCGCACUAGACUUUCUUCAUAGCGAGUGCAAGAUUAUCCAUACAGACAGCAAGGGUGACAAUAUGCUCCACAGCAUAUUUGACCAAACACUUCUGACUGAUUUCGCUGCCGCCGAGAUGGAAGGGCCUAGUCCUCGCAAGAUAGUCGACGGGGUUCCUAUCUAUGCUUCUAGGCGCUUUGGAUUUCCUAAAGCGCUUGGGCCUGUGGUACUAGGUGAUUUCCGCUCGGCUGUGAAGGGCGAAGAGAAAAGGAACCACAAUGCCGGACCUGAUAUUUACAGGGCGCCCGAGGUGAUAAUCAAAGCCGAUUGGAGUUAUCCAGUUGACAUUUGGAAUGUUGGCGUAUUGAUCUGGGACCUGUUUGAGGGUAAACAUUUGUUUUGCAAUCUUAAUGAGGAAAAUGGGGUGUUGGAUUACUCGACUGGCACCCAUUUGGCAGAAAUUAUUGGUGCUCUGGGACCUCCGCCGCUUGAUCUUCUGGAAAGAGGGAUAAGAAGCGACGAGUGGUUCCAUAAGGAUGGAACAUGGAAAGCUGAAAUAGAAAUUCCUGAAGACGCAAGCUUAGAUAAAUUGGAGGUCCGCUAUGUCGAGGGAGAACACAAAACGCAGUUUAUGCAUUUUGUAAGGUGCAUGCUUCAGUGGCGUCCAGAAGACAGGAAGACCGCGAAGGAAUUACUUCAACACCCGUGGCUCAAUCUAUAG
Messenger RNA from Glarea lozoyensis ATCC 20868, 1233 nucleotides. RefSeq names its product Protein kinase-like (PK-like). Bases 1 to 1233 code for a protein of 410 amino acids. NCBI's taxonomy places the organism in Eukaryota, Fungi, Ascomycota, Leotiomycetes, Helotiales, Helotiaceae. The transcript is spliced from 4 exons. Gene Ontology annotation, biological process: regulation of mRNA processing; spliceosomal complex assembly; protein phosphorylation. Gene Ontology annotation, molecular function: protein kinase activity; ATP binding. The record is from RefSeq and is a predicted model, not a curated record.